AUGGUGCACGACACUCCACCAGUUUACGUGUCCAAUACUCGACAAUUGCAAGAUUUUCUAAGCCUAAAGAAAAUCGAACAACUACGUCUAUGUGUGGAGAUUACGGAGAACAAGGAUGAAAGAGCAAGAGAGAAGAGUAAUGAGAAUGACUGCUCAGAAGUAGAAGCUUCAGAAGUUCAGUCCAGAGACGAAAACUACAGUGGGAGUUGCGAUGGUUGCAAAGAUGAUGAAUUUGAAAGCCGAUUUGAUAUGUUCGACGACUCGGACGGUGCUUCAUCUGAAGAUGAUAACUUCAGCUCAUACGGUGAGUCUCUUACAGAAGACGAAGAUUCACCAACGCUACCUCCCAAGAAGAGAUAUCAGAACUUCUCAACGAGCGGAUCUAAAGGGAAUCUGGAGGUUCUAAAGUUGGAGAUGUCGUCGAUAGAACUUGAAGUAAGGCAACGAUACGAGAGGGAAUCCCCAGCGUUUUAUGUUCCUAUGUACGAUUCGAAUCAUACAUGUUCUUGCCCAGAGCGUUCUAAUCGAUCUCGACAAGCAACACCAGAUAUUUUAGGAGAGUCGUACAAGAACUUUCUCGGCGACGUUGGUCCGGCCGUUUGCCCUACGAGUGUCGGAAUAGCUAUCACUAAGCAGUUUGGUGUAAAGAUGGAUUAUUGGAAAUCACACCGGACGCUGAACUUUGCAAGGGAAAUCGAUGAGGGAACACCUGAGUGUGGGUUUGAAAUCUUGCCUUCUUACUUAUACAUGAUAAGAAGGGCAAAUCCGAGUACAGUUACGCGUCUUCAAAUCGAUGAGCUUGGAAGAUUCAUGUAUGUGUUCUUUGCGUUUGGUGCGAGCGUAAAUGGGUUUCCUUUCAUGCGCAAAGUUGUAGUUGUCGAUGGUACGUUUCUUAAUGGUAACUACAAAGGAACACUACUCACAGCACUAGCUCAGGAUGGUAACUUUCAGAUUUUUCCAAUAGCCUUUGCAGUGGUUGACACUGAAAAUGAUGAUUCGUGGCAUUGGUUUUUUACGCAACUAAAACUUUUGAUUCCUGACGACAAGGGUCUUGCGAUAAUCUCGGAUAGGCAUAAUUCGAUAGGGAAAGCAAUUAGAAAUGUGUAUCCAUUAGCUGCUCGGAGAAUAUGCACCUACCAUUUAUAUAAGAAAAUAUUGGGACGGUACAAAGGAAAUAUGUAUUUUGUAUGGUGA
Messenger RNA from Brassica oleracea var. oleracea, 1194 nucleotides. RefSeq lists its product as uncharacterized. Bases 1 to 1194 code for a protein of 397 amino acids. The transcript has 4 exons. Lineage: Eukaryota; Viridiplantae; Streptophyta; Magnoliopsida; Brassicales; Brassicaceae. The record is from RefSeq and is a predicted model, not a curated record.